AUUGUGGGAUUAGUGAUAUGCUUUCCUGAGCAGCAGAAAGUCAAAAAUGUCUAGACAGCAUUCAGUGGCUUUGACAGUGACCACCCUUCUGGGCGUGGCUGUGGGGGGGUUUGUCUUGUGGAAAGGCAUUCAACGCCGGAGGAGUAAGGCGAGCUGUGUGGCCCAGCAACAGCAGAAAGGACCAGACGAUAGAGAGCUGUCACCUUCAGAAGAGGUUCGCCUGCACUCUACUGCCCCCAGAGCUUCAUGGGAAGAGAGGAUCCUCAAAGCAAAGGUGGUGACUGUGUCUCAGGAGGAGGAGUGGGAUCAAAUUGAGCCCUUCCUUAGGAGUGAGUUAGAAGAUUUUCCAGUGCUUGGAAUUGACUGUGAGUGGGUGAAUUUAGAAGGCAGAAUCAGUCCUCUGUCACUCCUACAGAUGGCCUCUCCAAGUGGCCUCUGUGUCUUGGUUCGCUUGCCCAUGCUGAUCCGGGGAGGAAAAACACUACCAAGAACAUUACUGGACAUCUUGGCAGAUGGCACCAUUUUAAAAGUUGGAGUGGGAUGUUCAGAAGAUGCCAGCAAGCUCCUACAGGAUUAUGGCCUCAUUGUUAAGGGAUGUCUGGACCUCCGAUACCUAGCCAUGAGACAGAGAAACAAUUUGCUCUGUAAUGGACUUAGCCUGAAAUCACUUGCUGAAACCAUUUUGAACUUUCCCCUUGACAAGUCCCUUCUACUUCGUUGUAGCAACUGGGAUGCUGAGAAUCUUACUGAAGACCAGGUAAUUUAUGCUGCCAGGGAUGCCCAGAUUUCAGUGGCUCUCUUUCUCCAUCUUCUUGGAUACCCUUUCUCUAGGAAUUCAACACUGGAAGAAAACAGUGGCCAUACUGGCUGGAGAAAAGUCUUGGAGAAAUGCCAGGAUGUGGUAGACAUCCCAUUCAGAAGCAAAGGAAUUAUCAGAUUGGGAGAAGAGGUUGAUGGGGAGGCAACAGAAUCUCAGCGGAAGUCAAGACGUAAGAAGUCUAGUGUUGAUGGAAUGGCACCAGGCAGCCACCAAGGGCGAGACCCCAGAAAACAGAAAAGAAAGCCCCUGGGAGUUGGUUAUUCUGCCAGAAAAUCACCCCUUUAUGAUAAUUGCUUUCUCCAUGCUCCUGAUGGACAGCCGCUCUGUACUUGUGAUCGAAGAAAAGCUCAGUGGUACCUGGACAAAGGCAUUGGAGAGCUGGUGAGUGAAGAGCCUUUUGUGGUCAAGCUCCAGUUUGAACCUGCAGGAAGACCUGAAUCCCCAGGAGACUAUUACCUGAUGGUUAAAGAGAACCUUUGUGUGGUGUGUGGCAAGAGAGACUCCUACAUUCGAAAGAACGUGAUCCCACAUGAGUACCGGAAGCACUUCCCCAUUGAGAUGAAGGACCACAAUUCCCACGAUGUGCUGCUGCUUUGUACCUCCUGCCAUGCCAUCUCCAACUACUAUGACAACCAUUUGAAGCAGCAGCUGGCCCAGGAGUUCCGGGCCCCCAUUGGCUCUGAGGAGGGCUUGCGCCUGCUGGAAGAUCCUGAGCGCCGGCAAGUGCGCUCUGGGGCCAGGGCCCUGCUCAAUGCAGAGGGCCUGCCUGCUCAUCGAAAGGAAGAAUUGCUGCAGUCACUCAGAGAGUUUUAUAACACAAACAUGGUCACAGACGAAAUGCUUCAAGAGGCUGCCAGUCUGGAGACCAGGAUUUCCAAUGAAAACUAUGUUCCCCAUGGGCUGAAGGUGGUGCAGUGCCACUCCCAGGGCGGGCUGCCCUCCCUCAUGCGGCUGGAGAGCCGAUGGCGUCAGCACUUCCUGGACACCAUGCAGCCCAAGCACCUGCCCCAGCAGUGGUCAGUGGACCACAACCAUCAGAAGCUGCUCCGGAAAUAUGGGGAGGACCUGCCCAUCAAGCUGUCGUGAUAGCUGCUUCCCCCCAGGUUAGGACAGGUGGGAAGCCGGACUCAAGGUUGAAAAGUCAUCUCUUCCAUUUUAAUAUGUUUUUAAUUGUCAGAGCCUCAGCGGCACAACUCAGAAGUAACCCCGUAAUAACCCCAAGAUGCUUCUGACGGAGCAAGGCUUUCUUGUAAAGGGAGCUUACAGUUUUAAAUUUAGUUGGGCAGGGUCAGUUUUCGUCUUCCUCAUUUUAUUUUUAUGGACAAGGAAGCAUUGGCCCUUAUGUUUGCUCUCCCUGAGCAGAGGGAAAAUGAAAGAUUCUUCCUGAAGUGACCUGUCAGACUCUCAGGUUUUUAAU
Orycteropus afer afer is the source of this 2237-nucleotide messenger RNA. RefSeq names its product exonuclease 3'-5' domain containing 2 (gene EXD2). Gene Ontology annotation, biological process: nucleobase-containing compound metabolic process. Gene Ontology annotation, cellular component: cytoplasm; nucleus. Gene Ontology annotation, molecular function: 3'-5' exonuclease activity; nucleic acid binding. Lineage: Eukaryota; Metazoa; Chordata; Mammalia; Tubulidentata; Orycteropodidae. The record is from RefSeq and is a predicted model, not a curated record.